Molecule: messenger RNA, 489 nt
Organism: Symbiodinium pilosum
Lineage: Eukaryota; Dinophyceae; Suessiales; Symbiodiniaceae
Source: the annotation of a GenBank genome assembly
AUGGCCAACGUGGAAGAAGGAGUGCGAGCUGUGAAGCAUGAGGCGGAAGCUCUACGCCAGCCAUUUGUUGCAGCUGGCGAGGAGUGGAACUCCAGAAUGAGAAACUUUAUGCAGGAGCUCGAACAGCAGGUGAGGCAACCCAUCUUGGAAGCCGCCGAGCGCUUCCAGGGCCAGAUCGAGUCGCAGCGUCAAUCUUUCCAGGACCAAUUUCGGAAUGCUCAGCAGGAUCCUGCCCAUGGCUGCAUCCUAGGCGGCUGCGGACAGCAGCCCGAGGUGGCAGGGUCACGGGAGGCCUCCUCGGGCAACUUGAACAUGCGGACGCCCACCAGCAGGGCGAACGCGAGCCACCAGUCGUUGAGCCACAUGGAGAAGGAGCUGGCAAGCGCGCAGCCCCCCCGCUUCCUGGCAGAGCCUGGCCAGGGCUCUUCGUUUUCGCAGCUGCCUCUGGUGGAGAUUCAGGAGGAGCGAAAAUGCGCAGCCUGCUUUUGA